GGGAUACCUUCUGGGUUGGGCAAUUUAAGCAACCUCAUCUCCUUGUACCUGUUUGAUAACCAGAUCACAGGGGCCAUUCCCCCAGCAAUCACUAGAAUGGAGAACCUACAGAUGCUGAAUCUUGCCUAUAAUAGGAUCGGUGGCUCCAUCCCGCAACAGCUUGAUGGAUUAAGGAGUUUAAGCGAGCUCCAUCUCGAUGGAAACAUGUUUUUGGGCUCCAUACCAGACUCUAUUGGAAACAUGACUCAACUGCAAUCCGUGGCACUCUCCAACAAUUUGCUGUCAUCCACCAUACCAUCAAGCAUAUGGCACCUCAGCGAUGUUCUGGUACUAGAUCUGUCCCAUAAUUCUCUGGACAGCUUCCUACCAACGGAUGUGGGAAGCCUACAUGCCAUCGUUGAAUUGAAUCUCUCUACUAACCGAUUCAUUGGUAAGCUCCCAGAAGCUUUGGGAAGCCUCCUGACGCUAGAAAAUCUGGAUAUAUCACACAAUUCAUUCCAAGGUCCAAUUCCACAGUCCCUUGGUCAGUUGAUUAGUAUUCAGUCAUUGAACCUGUCAUCCAAUUCUUUCUCCGGUGCCAUUCCCAAAUCCCUAGCCAACCUCACGUUGCUUCACAACUUGAACCUUUCUUUUAAUAGGUUAGAAGGACAGGUUCCAGAAGGUGGUGUCUUCUCCAAUCUCACAAUCCAAUCUUUGAUGGGAAAUGCUGCAUUGUGCGGGGCGACACUACUCGGAAUGUCAGCUUGCUUCCAUGAUGAUGGUGGUGUCUCUCAUUCAAGAUCGACAAGACGGCUACUGAUAUAUUCCCUCCCAGUUAUUGCAUCUACGAUGCUGUUGGCUGCUUGCUUCUACCUAUUGAUAACCAAGUUGAACAGAAGAAGGAAGAAAACUGCAGUUCCAGCUGACACAGUACACGUGCCUGACCAUAGAUUGAUUUCCUACCAUGAACUCAGUCGUGCUACCGACAAUUUCAGUGAGGCCAAUCUUCUAGGGACCGGGAGCUUCGGGUCAGUGUUCAAGGGACAACUAGAUGAUGGGUCACUUGUAGCCAUAAAAGUUCUGAAUUUGCAAACUGAAGGAGCCACCGAAAGUUUUCACACAGAAUGCCGAGCAUUGCGCAUGGCUCGGCACCGGAACCUUGUCAAGAUACUCAGCGCCACUUCUAAUCUGGACUUCAAGGCUUUGGUUCUCCAGUACAUGCCUAAUGGCAGCCUUGAGAGAUGGCUGUACUCCUACAAUUAUUGCUUGAGCCUCAUUGAAAGAAUAAACAUUAUGCUAGAUGUCGCGAUGGCACUGGAGUACCUCCACCACCACCACUUGGAGGUCGUGCUGCACUGCGAUCUAAAGCCAAGUAAUGUAUUGCUGGAUGAAGACAUGGUGGCUCACGUUUCUGACUUUGGCAUUGCCAAGCUGCUUCAUGGCAUUAGCAGGUCCAUAGCAUCUGCGACUGCACCUGGGACAAUUGGCUAUAUGGCUCCAGAGUAUGGAUUAAACGGAACAGCAUCAAGAAGGAGCGACGUUUACAGCUACGGAAUACUAUUGCUAGAAGCCUUUACAAGAAAGAAGCCCACCGAUGCCAUGUUUUGUGGGGAGUUGAGUUUAAGACAAUGGGUGAAUCAAGCAUUUCCUUCCGCAGUGUUGAAUGUUGUGGAUGGCAACCUUUUGAGAGAUGAAGCAGGUUGUAGCGCAAGCAAUGCCUUUUCCAAUGAAGGACUAAUGGAAGACCUAAGUAGAAGGCAUACGUGUGUUUCAUCUAUUUUGGAGUUGGGCUUACUAUGCUCCAAAGAAUUGCCCAAGGAGAGAAUAUUGAUGGAAGACGUUGUUGUGAGACUAAAGAAGAUCAAGGAGCAGUACUUGUCAAAUUCAUAUGGUGAUUGAAGCCAGUCAAGGAUCUGGCCGCACGUAGGCAUAUUGGUUCAACCUUGUUGCAACCUUCUUUUACUUGUCUAAGGAUGUCAGGGCAUCUUUUUAUUUCUGGAAUAAUGUAAUGGCUUCUUGUUUCUCUAAUUAUUUCAUCGAAUGAUCGAUGG
Molecule: messenger RNA, 2030 nt
Organism: Elaeis guineensis (African oil palm)
Lineage: Eukaryota; Viridiplantae; Streptophyta; Magnoliopsida; Arecales; Arecaceae
Biological process (GO): protein phosphorylation
Molecular function (GO): protein kinase activity; protein binding; ATP binding
Source: RefSeq, a predicted model, not a curated record